Messenger RNA from Mercenaria mercenaria, 3706 nucleotides. Its product is annotated as THO complex subunit 6 homolog. Lineage: Eukaryota; Metazoa; Mollusca; Bivalvia; Venerida; Veneridae. The transcript has 12 exons. The coding region runs from base 169 to 1344 and encodes 391 amino acids. The record is from RefSeq and is a predicted model, not a curated record. Gene Ontology annotation, cellular component: THO complex; transcription export complex. Gene Ontology annotation, biological process: mRNA export from nucleus. Gene Ontology annotation, molecular function: protein binding.
UUGAAGUUUAACUGCAUUUACAUAAACGACCUGCCUGAAAAUACUGUUUCACAGGUCCGGUUAUUUGCUGAUGAUACUGCUGUUUAUAUCACAGUCAACAAUGUUACACAACAACACACUCUGCAAGAGGACUUAACCAGGUUACAAAAAUGGGAACACACAUGGGACAUGGAAUUCAAUCCAUCCAAAUGUACAGUGAUUAAUAUUUCCAAGUCUAAACACCCUUACAAAUCCACUUACACACUACAUGGGCAGACACUAGAAACCGUGAGUGAUGCAAAAUACCUUGGUGUUAGCAUCACUUCAGAUCUGAACUGGAACAAACACAUAAACCAGGAUAGUUUAUUGUCCAAGAGAAGACUUUUACACACAACAGUGUUUGCUCAAUGCUUCUCUCCAUGUGGAAAGUAUCUUGUAGCUGCCAGCAACUUUGGACACAUUGCCGUUUACAGCUUGGUAGCGGCACUUGCACCAAAUGCUGAUGAAGAUACAAGAAGACCAAUUUACAGCUUUAAAGCGUGUAAUGAGGGAGCCAUAUACAGUCUUGUGUCUACCGAAUCUCUACUCAUCAGUGCAGGAAAUGGAGAUAUUUGUGCAUGGAAGUGGUCAGAAAUACUUGAUAAGACUGCCAAGAUUGUUUGGACGUUAAAAGUACCUCAGAUGCAGGUAUUUACGAACCCAGAGAUCAAUUCUAUAGCACUGGAUAAACAGGAGUCUAGUACAGAGCUGUAUGCUGGCUGUGGGGACAACAAUGUAUAUGUAUGGGACAUUGAGACAGGGGAGCAAACUCGUACAUUCAGUGGGCACAGAGAUUAUGUACACUGUGUCUGUAUAAAGAACUCAAGUAGAGAAUGUGUGUCUGCAGCAGAAGAUGGAACUGUCAGGAUCUGGGAUUGCAGAGUAGGAGGCGAGGCUGUACAUAUACUGGAACCAAAUAAACAUGAGCUGACAGCGAGAUCAGACCUUGGCAAGUGGGUGGGGUGUGUUGCUUGUGAUAAUAAUGAAGAUUGGCUGGUAUGUGGAGGAGCACCACAUUUAUCCUCCUGGCAUCUCAGAUCUCUGGCCCCGGUUUCUGUGUUUAAUACUCCAGGAGCUACACAUAAUUUUGUCAACUUCUAUGACGAUACUGUAAUCUCUGGAGGAAGUGAGGCCUGUGUAAAUCACUGGUUUGUUAAUGGAGAUGUGAAAUCGAAAGUUCCAUGCUCAGCCAGUACUGUGUUUGAUGUCAGUAUCAAUAGUAACUCGUCAACAAAUAAGGUGUUAUGUGUAUCAGGAAGCAGUCCAAAGAUAGAUGUGUGUACAAACUUUGGCUACAAGGCUUUUUCUCUUUUAUUUGAGGUGUGACCAAUUUUGGAUCUCUGAUAAGACAUCAGUAACUAUUAUUAGUCCUAUAUUGGACUCAGUCAACGAAUAUAGUUCACCUUGGAAAAAUCACUUUUAAGCUUUUUCCUACUUAACACUGAUGGGUAAUGGUCAAGCUAGAAACCUAUACAACUAGGACGUUAAUUAUCAAAGGAUAGCGGCAGCAAUAUGUUCCAUUAUGCGAGUUAACUGACUUGGCAGUAAGAUCAAAAACAUUAUAAUUCCAGAUUAGGUGUGAUGGGUAAAUAUAUCAUACAAAAGUAAACAAAGUAUGUAAAUAUGAAGCAACAAUUCCAAUAUCUAUAUAUUCAAGCAAUUUGAUUUGUUUAUCCGAGAUACUCACAAUAUGGCGAAUUGCUUGUUUAUCUUUUUCAUAUUCAUGCGCAUGUUUCAGCUUAGCCUCAGUGCCAAAACUAAUUGUAGUAAUAUUUCAAGACUGAUGAUUAAUUUUAAUUUCUAAAUGAAACAUAUUAGUGUGGGCACUAGUUUUUAACCCCCCGCCAUGGCGGAGGGAUUAUAGGAAUGGUCUGCGUCCGUCUGUCCUUCCAUCUGUCCGUCCUUCCGUCCGUAACACUUUCGUGUCCGCUCCAUAUCUCCUAAACCCCUUGAAGGAUUUUCAUCAAACUUGGGUCAAAUGAUCACCUCAUCAAGACGAUGUGCAGAACCCAUGAGUCAGCCUUGUCGGUUCAAGGUCAAGGUCACAACUCAAGGUCAAAGGUUUGAGCCUGCCAUUUUGUGUCCGCUCUAUAUCUCCUAAACCCCUUGAAGGAAUUUUAUAAAACUUGGGUCAAAUGAUCACCUCAUCAAGACGAUGUGCAGAACCCAUGAGUCAGCCAUGCCAGCUCCAGGUCAAGGUCACAACUCAGGGUCAAAGGUUUGAGCCUUCCAUUUUGUGUCCGCUCUAUAUCUCUUAAACCCCUUGAAGGAUUUUUAUAAAAUUUGGGUCAAAUGAUCACCUCAUCAAGACGAUGUGCAGAACCCAUGAGUCAGUCAUGCCGGCUCAAGGUCAAGGUCACAACUGAAGGUCAAAGGUUUGAGCCUUCCAUUUUGUGUCCGCUCUAUAUCUGCUAAACCCCUUGAAGGAUUUUCAUCAAAUUUGGGUCAAACGAUCACCUCAUCAAGGCGAUGUGCAGAACUUAUGAGUCAGCCAUGCCAGCUCAAGGUCAAGGUCACAACUAAGGGUCAAAGGUUUGAGCCUUCCAUUUGAUGUCCACUCUAUAUCUCCUAAACCCCUUGAAGGAUUUUCAUCGAACUUGGGUCGAAUGAUCACCUCAUCAAGAACUCAUGAGUCAGCCAUGUCAACUCAAGGUCAAGGUCACAACUGAAGGUCAAAGGUUUCAGCUCUGUAUCUCCUAAACCCCUUGAAGGAUUUUCAUGAAACUUGGGUCAAAUGAUCACCUUAUCAAGACGUUGUGCAGAAUUCAUGAGUCAGCCAUGUCAGUUCAAGGUCAAGGACACAGCUAAAAUCAAAGGUUUACCAUUUCACUGUCAUCCAUAGCAGUGGUGGGGGAUUUAGCUGUCUUUCAGACUGCCUUGUAUUAGAUCAUUUCCUAUGCAUUGAGCAUGGUUACAAUUAAAAAUAUAUCAGAAAUUUGUUUUUAAAAAAAUUGUUUCAAUUCAAAAUUUAUCAAAAAUUUGUUUUAAAAAAUUAACAGACAGAGAAAAAUCAGAAAAAAAGAAAAAUCAGUGAAACAAGUUUACUUGGAAUUUUAAGGAUUGAGUAAUUUAGAUUACUUUUUUUAGGUGUCCAUGCAUGUAUAAACCCUGUGUUUAAUGCACACAUUUGAUAUAAAGCCCCUUCAGGGCUUACUUAGAUGUGCAUGUUAUUCAGCAGGGUUUGCAUAAACAUACAUGAACACCAGAUAAAUUUAUCAUAUAAUGUGAUUGAUUUGUGUUUGUUUGUGAGUUCUAUGAGACUAUGUUAUGAGAGCGGUUUAUUGAAAAUAAAUUUUAAAGUUGACUGUGUGUGCCCAUCAGUUUACUGUUUUACAAACUAGUUGGAAUUGCUUUGAAGUAGUCAUGCAAAUGAAGAUAGAAGUUAAUUCUGGAGAAAUUAGUGUAUUAGAUAUCUGCUAGCAUAUACUUGCCAAUGUCUGUCUUAUCUUAUUGAACAAGUAUAAGAACAUUAUUUUUCAAAGGCAUGUAGUUACUGGAGCAAUGGUUAUUUGUUGAUUUUUUUACAAGCUCUGUUUUGAUCAUAAUGUCAUUUUUAAGGCAACGGCAGUGUCUAAUGGAAAUAUUUAUGUUUGUUUGCAACAUUGAUAGUCAUAAUAUCAUGAAAUGUAUAUUAUUUUUUUGCCAUCUCUGUUUUUAUGAAGAUAUCAGAAAUAAAUAUGAAACAGUU